This is a messenger RNA of Trichomonas vaginalis G3, 1446 nucleotides long. RefSeq lists its product as uncharacterized. The transcript has a single exon. The record is from RefSeq and is a predicted model, not a curated record. The coding region runs from base 1 to 1446 and encodes 481 amino acids. NCBI's taxonomy places the organism in Eukaryota, Parabasalia, Trichomonadida, Trichomonadidae.
AUGAGUGCUGAACAGGAAGAACUCCCAUCUAGCGAUAUUAAUCCAGGCAAUGCUCUUGCACGAGUUCAGGAAUGCCAAAAGUACCUUACACUUCAAAUGUGGACACAAUACUCGUUUUUAUACAAGCUUCUUGCACAAUUUCAAGAUAUCAGAGUACGCGGAGCUGGAAAAAUGCUUCGCGAUGACGAUGAGUUUACAAAAGCAUGGAAUGCCUUACGCACUUCUUCUGUAGACAUGAUGCUCAAAUGCUUAGAAAGUGCUCAGAGUUUUGAAGAAUUUAAGCUUUGGAUAAAUCACCUUGCUCCAAUUAUCAAUGAUCCUCGCACAUUAUGGAAUAUAAUUCAUACAGAAGUACAAAUCAGUUUGAAAGUUACACUUGAGCAAUCCAGAGAAAUUCAAGACGCCUUCUUUACGCAUGAAAUGCUCUUUGAGUAUAGUUUAGAAUCAUUUUUACAAUCAAGUCUCUGUGAUUUUAAAGAAGCAACAACAGAAGAAUCAUUAGUCGAUAUUUUCUAUGCAGCAGCAGGAUUUAUUCGAGCAUGCCAGCUUCCUGAUGAGUACAGAAUUACUCAAAAGCCUUUCAUUGAUCAUGUCGAAAAUUUACUCACUCAUUUUACAGAAAUUCCAGAUUUUGAUGCCAAUAGAUUUGUUUGGCUUGUUGAGUCUAUUCACGACCACUUGCAUCUAAUGGAAAAUAACUUUAUUCAAAUUUGCAAAUCUGUUUUAGAAAAAAUGAUCAGCCACAAAGAUACAGGCGGCGGCUCAAUCUCAAAAUUAUACAAGAUGUGCGUUAUUUCUACUUCUCCGUUUUUACAAUCUCUCCAAGUUAUUAGAGAUUCCAUUGAUAAAGCUUUCGAAGCUGUUUUAACUGAACAGCACAGCUUUGCAAGGAAGUACAUAUUCGGUGGCUACGUUAAUUGCCUUUGGACUGGUCCCGAACAAAAGCGAAUUUCGGAUCCUCUCAGAACAUGGGUAUUAUACAUCAAUAACCUUCAGAAGAAGAUCAAACAGCACUCGGAGCUUCCAGUUCUCCUUCUUGCCGAUUUCAUUGACGAUUCUUUACAGUAUUUCACCGGUUAUUACGGUGAAGUUCAGCCAACAAAAGAAAGAGCAGUGAAUUUGAGGAUGGAUCUCUUCACUAUUGUACAAACAGUGAAAGAUGUGUAUCCCAUAAAGUUCACUGAAGCUGCCCUCAAGAAGUUGUGGUUCUUAAUGACAAUUGCAGCUGUUUGUGGUGCUUCUGACGAACAAUUACAGAAUAUUAAACAAGAAAACGCAAAAAGUGAUGAUCCUUUCCUUGGAUUGAAACAUAAUGGUAGAGAUUUCGAGGAUUAUAAGCUUGCUUUAGGCUGUUUACAGAAGAAAUUUGUGGAUGAAGUUGAUUCUUUCCCAAUUAUGAUUGAAUUUAUUAGAAAACGUAUGAAUGGUGUUAUUGAUGAAGAAUAA